AUGGCGGAUGUUGAGCACGAGUUGGCGACGGGGCAGCCAAAGAAGAGGACUUUCAAGAAGUUCAGCUUCAGGGGCGUCGAUCUUGAUGCCCUACUUGAUAUGUCCACCGACGAGCUCGUCAAGCUCUUCAGUGCCCGUGCCAGAAGAAGGUUCCAGAGAGGUCUGACGAGGAAGCCAAUGGCUCUGAUCAAGAAGCUGCGCAAGGCGAAACGUGAAGCUCCAGCCGGAGAGAAGCCUGCUCUAGUGAGGACCCACCUUAGGAACAUGGUCAUUGUCCCCGAGAUGAUUGGGAGUGUACUUGGUGUUUACAACGGCAAGACCUUCAACCCAGUCGAGAUCAAGCCUGAAAUGAUUGGCCUCUAUCUUGGUGAGUUCUCGAUAUCGUAUAAGCCGGUCAGGCAUGGUAGACCAGGUAUUGGUGCCACCCACUCUUCAAGAUUCAUUCCUCUGAAGUGA
Molecule: messenger RNA, 456 nt
Organism: Striga hermonthica
Lineage: Eukaryota; Viridiplantae; Streptophyta; Magnoliopsida; Lamiales; Orobanchaceae
Source: the annotation of a GenBank genome assembly